AUGGUUUCGAGGAAGGUGGUGGCCAGUUUAUUGCUGGUGUCCCUGCUGUCCGUGCUGGCUGAGCAGACCCAAGGCUUCAUGCCCUUUUUCACCCAGAGUGACUUCCAGAAAAUGCAGCUGCAGGAAAAGGAGAGGAACAGGGCAGGGCAGAAGAAAUCCCUGAGCUCGCUGCAGCAGCUGGAGGAGGACGGUUUCUCUGAGCAAUCUGGUGUGGAUGUCAAGGCAGCCAAGACCCUUCAGCAGGCCCUUCCUGUCAGAGCUUGGCUCACCCCAAGGCAGCUGGAAAAAUACCAAGAUGUCCUGGAGAAACUGCUGGCAGAGCUGUUACAGGACACCCCAGACGCUCAUCAGCACAGAGAUAUUUAUAUUCCCCAGAAGGGUUUUUGUGUCAUGCUUGCUCACUUUGUGGAGCCCUCAGAUCUCAAGCGCUCCCGUUUGCACCCUUCUGGGAAGGUUGUUCCCUCCUAA
Molecule: messenger RNA, 468 nt
Organism: Cinclus cinclus
Lineage: Eukaryota; Metazoa; Chordata; Aves; Passeriformes; Cinclidae
Product: promotilin-like
Exons: 4
Coding region: 1-468 (155 amino acids)
Source: RefSeq, a predicted model, not a curated record